CCUUCAUCUGUAGCAGGCUAGCAGCAUGCACCCAAACAACCAGAACGCUCCUCGCGAUGGGCAAUGGUCUACCGGACUUUGUGGUUGUUGUGAUGAUCCCCUCAACUAUGUCAUAACAUGUUGCUUUCCAUUUAUCACCGCCGGCCAGAUUGUGGAGAUUGUUGAUGGAGGAAAUACAUCAUGUCUAGUUGGUGGCCUCACCUACUUUGCUUUGGCCUAUGUUGGCUGCGGAUGGGUACACUCUUGCACAUACCGCUCCAAACUGCGAGCCCUCUUCUCACUCCCAGAAGCUCCGUGCGCAGAUUGGUUGGUUCAUUGCUGCUGCUGUCCAUGUGCUCUUCGUCAGGAGUAUCGAGAACUCAGAAUUCGUGGGGCUGAUCCCUCCCUAGGUUGGCAAGGCAAUGUAGAGGAGUGGAGGCGGACAGGAACAACGCCUCCUAUAGUUGCACCUGGCAUGACUCGUUAAUGGAGUGGGAUUUGUGCCAAUAAUAUUUGAAAAGAACCUGAAAGAUUGAGAAUGCUAUAUAUUCAAUUGUCAAGCCCUUCUUGCGUAUAAUUGUUAUGGGCCUAUAGCUUUAUUUUCUUUUUAGAACAUUGUCAUAAUGUAUUGUGUCCAACAUGUGUUGCGAUUCUAAAUCAGAGGACACUGAAUUAUUCCUCCCAUGUCGCUCUAAGAAAGAUUCAAACUUGUAUUGGCCGAUAUUAUUUUGUUUGAAUCUGCGUUGUUCCCCUAGUACUACGAUAUG
This is a messenger RNA of Corylus avellana, 746 nucleotides long. The record is from RefSeq and is a predicted model, not a curated record. NCBI's taxonomy places the organism in Eukaryota, Viridiplantae, Streptophyta, Magnoliopsida, Fagales, Betulaceae.